Cyphomyrmex costatus is the source of this 1461-nucleotide messenger RNA. RefSeq names its product Protein phosphatase 1 regulatory subunit 15 (gene PPP1R15). The transcript is spliced from 3 exons. Gene Ontology annotation, molecular function: protein phosphatase regulator activity. Gene Ontology annotation, biological process: response to endoplasmic reticulum stress. Gene Ontology annotation, cellular component: protein phosphatase type 1 complex; endoplasmic reticulum. The record is from RefSeq and is a predicted model, not a curated record. Lineage: Eukaryota; Metazoa; Arthropoda; Insecta; Hymenoptera; Formicidae. Bases 324 to 1412 code for a protein of 362 amino acids.
UCACGCCACAAUACGGGUACUCGCUCAUUUUGUAGUUGAAAAUGGCCGCUUGAAGUAUUCCGUAAACAUGUGUUCUUUAAAGAUGUACCCGUUCGAGAUAGACAACCUCGCCUUUGCGAAAUCGACUGGAAUUGACACAGCAAUCGGUACAGAUUAUUUUGGAUAUAGAACAAGACCCACUUUAUCCACGUGCGAUUGCAAUUGGGUGGUAAAUCCAGUAGGCCACUACGUCGCCUCUUGUACAUCACGUCGUAGUAGAGCGAAGCAUCAGCUGAGUUGUUUUGGAUUCGGCCAGACUAUAUGCGGGACGGAACGCAUUAAGUAUGGCGAUUAUGAGCAGAAUAGCAUCAUACGAUUGUCCGUUAGACAAUAAGAAGCUUGAUAGCUUAGACAACAUGAAUAUUUCAGAUUCCACUCAGAUCACCAAACAGAUUAAUAGCUCGGCGAUAUUGAGCUCUCCUAAAAGUACACAUAGGAAAAGAAAACCGAAGGCGCGCAAGAAGAAGAGAAAUAAAGGGAAAUGUAUAACCAAAGUGUGUUGUAUAGCUAAUUCUUUGAAUUAUAAUUAUUGUAAAGAUAGUAAUAACAAAAUACCUGAUGCACAAAAAAAUUCGAUUCGAUCGCGGACAGUAUCGGAAAGCUCCACUGAUCUUGAAGAUUGGGUCGUUUUUGGAGAUGACGAAUUGCAUGAAUCAUGUAAUAAACAAAGAACAGCAACAUCUUCUCCUACCGAAAUACGUUAUACACCUAUCUUCAAUUCUUCGAUGAGGAAGAACGAUAAUUUUUGUAAGGAUUCCAAAAUUGCUUCCGUUCGUUUGCGAUCAUUAUCAGAAAGUUCCACCAAUUCUGAAGACAGUAAUUAUAUUUCUAUAACUUUAGACCAGCAGAAAGAAACGGUAUGCCCGAGAAUGCGUUACGAUUGUUUAACGAAGAUGAACGACGAACGCUCCAAGAAUUAUAACAGACAAAUGCAAAAGCAACACCGCCGAUUACCAUCAGACAGUUCUGAAUGUUCUGAUGACUUUAUUUGUUUCGAAAAUCUAGAUUCUAAUAGUUCUAAACAUAUUUAUACUUAUACCAGUUCCGUUGCUACUGAAGACAUCGGUAACGAGACAAACUUUCACGACGGAGACAGUCAGCUAGAUGACUCGAUCGUCUUUGCUGAUGAAGAUAAUGAAAAAUUAACAACGCAAACGAAAAAGGUGAGCUUCGACCCAACUCCAGUCGUACAUGUCAUGGUGACGUGGAAUUAUGCAUACCGUGCAGCUCGAAGAGGUCCCUGGGAAGAAAUAGCGCGCGACAAUGAAAGAUUCAAAGGACGUAUAAAGUCUAUCGCGAUUGUUCUUGAUCCAAUUCUAAAGAGUAAACAUCGCUCACAAGUUUGGCAAGAACGAUUCGCUUUUCCGGAAUAACUUUAGCUCGAUUUAUGAUUAAUUAAUUUUUUAAAUAUAGAAAAUAUGG